ACAAGCCUGGACAACAUGUAUUGCUAUGGACAACAACCAUCAAAGUAAUUACAAACUCAAAAAAACUGAGAAGAAGUUCUUAAGGAAACAGAUUAAAGCCAGACAUACUUUGCUGAGACAUGAAGGCAUUGAGACAGUAUCCUAUGCCACUCAGAGCCUGGUUGUUGCCAAUGGUGGCUUGGGUAAUGGUGUGAGUAGGAACCAGCUGCUCCCGGUUUUAGAGAAAUGUGGACGGGUGGAUGCUCUCUUAAUGCCACCCAACAAGCCCUACUCAUUUGCAAGAUACAAAACUACAGAAGAAUCCAAGAGUGCUUAUGUUACCCUCAAUGGAAAAGAAAUAGUGGAUGAUUUAGGACAAAAGAUCAUUCUGUAUUUGAAUUUUGUGGAAAAAGAACUGUACCUAUCUACAACUUUGAGGGACACAGGAGCACAAUGGAAGGAGUUGGGGCCUCAGGUAUUACCACCAGGCCUCAUGGUAAUAGAAGAAAUAAUAUCUUCUGAGGAUGAGAAAGUGCUUUUGGAAAGUGUUGAUUGGACAGAAGAUACAGAUGAUCAAAAUUCUCAGAAAUCCUUAAAACACAGAAGAGUAAAGCAUUUCGGUUAUGAAUUCCACUAUGAGAACAACAAUGUAGAUAAAGAUAAGCCAUUGCCUGGGGGUCUUCCUGACAUUUAUGUUAGCAUUUUGGACAAAUGGUUGAAGGAAGGUUACAUUAAGCAUAAACCCAAUCAAUUGACCAUAAAUCAGUAUGAACCUGGGCAUGGAAUUCCUGCUCAUGUUGACACUCAUUCUGCUUUUGAGGACGAGAUCAUUUCUCUCAGUUUGGGAUCAGAGAUCGUCAUGGACUUUAAGCACCCAGAUGGUGUCACAGUGCCAGUUAUGUUGCCUCGUCGGAGUUUGCUGGUGAUGACAGGAGAAUCUAGAUACCUUUGGACUCAUGGAAUCACACCCAGAAAAUUUGAUACUGUUCAAGCAUCUGAGGGUCACAAAAGUGGAAUUGUCACCAGUGACGUUGGAGACUUGACUUUAAGCAAGAGGGGAGUACGAACAUCAUUUACAUUCAGGAGAGUGAGGCGAACACCUUGUAACUGUAGUUACCCUUGGGUCUGUGAUAACCAGAGGAAAGAGCGUCCUCCCUCGUUUCCAGAGAGUGACAAGGAAGCCUGCCAGCUGGAGCAGGAGUAUGUCCAUCGCGUUUAUGAGGAGAUUGCCGGACACUUCAGCAGCACGAGACACAGCCCUUGGCCACACAUCGUGGCAUUUCUGAAGGCUCUGCCAAGUGGGUCCAUAGUGGCUGAUAUUGGAUGUGGAAAUGGAAAGUAUCUCGGCAUCAAUGAGGAGUUAUUUAUGAUUGGUUGUGAUCGUAGCCAAAACCUCGUGGACAUUUGUCGAGAGAGGCGGUUUCAGACCUUCGUCUGUGACGCGUUGGCAGUGCCGGUCCGCAGUGGGUCUUGUGAUGCCUGCCUCUCCAUUGCUGUUAUUCACCAUUUUGCCACAGCCGAACGUAGAGUGGCAGCUCUCCAAGAACUUGUUCGACUCCUGAGACCUGGUGGGAAGGCCCUCAUUUAUGUCUGGGCAAUGGAACAAGAGUAUAAGAAGCAGAAGUCCAAGUACCUUAGAGGAAACAAGAUUGGCCAAGGAAAGAAAGUGGAGAUAAACAGUGAUACCCCAGCGCAAGGGUUGCUUGUGGAGCAAAUGCUUGACAUUGGUCAUGAAAACUCAGUAGAUUCUGUCCCCUCCAUUAAUGACUUUCAGGAGGGAGGAUGUCAUUCAAGGAAAGUUAUCACUGCCAAGCUGCCUAUUCAUACGAACAGGACUUCUUUUUAUUCUCAAGAUGUACUGGUUCCCUGGCACCUUAGGGGAAACCCUGAUAAAGACAAACCUGUUGAGCCCUUUGGCCCAGUAGGAUCCCAUGACCCAAGGCCUGUGUUUCAUCGUUACUACCAUGUAUUCUGUGAGGGAGAACUGGAAACAGCCUGCCAGACUCUGAGUGAUGUCACCAUUCUGCAAAGCUACUAUGAUCAGGGAAAUUGGUGUGUAAUUCUUCAAAAGGUCUGAUUAUUUAUGUGAAUAUAUCAUAUAUAGCGAAAGAAGCGCUUACUUUUUUUUUUUUUUAGAAAAAAGGAGACUAAAUUAGUUAUCCUUUUAAUAAAAAGAAAACUUGUGGGAUGAUACCAAAGGAGAACUCCUGAGAAGCCCCUCUGGAAAUAAGAGAAUCAUUAGGAAACAUUCCAUCUGCUACCAUUGGCUGACUUCAUAGAUGAAGCUCCUUCUACAUCCCUGCUAGUGAUGGCUUCUAAAAUUGAUUGAAGUAGUUUGUGCAGUAUUUACAAUCCCUAGGUAAGAGUCCAGCACUUUGAAGAUAACCUUUUGUUAUAAAAUGUUACUAAAUGUGCUAAAUCAUGAGGAUCUUGGUGAAGUAAUUAUAAAACAUUUUAAUAAAGAAAAUAUUCUUGGUCAAUA
Molecule: messenger RNA, 2461 nt
Organism: Carlito syrichta (Philippine tarsier)
Lineage: Eukaryota; Metazoa; Chordata; Mammalia; Primates; Tarsiidae
Gene: ALKBH8
Product: alkB homolog 8, tRNA methyltransferase
Exons: 13
Coding region: 26-2056 (676 amino acids)
Biological process (GO): tRNA wobble uridine modification
Cellular component (GO): cytoplasm; nucleus
Molecular function (GO): S-adenosylmethionine-dependent methyltransferase activity; 2-oxoglutarate-dependent dioxygenase activity; tRNA binding
Source: RefSeq, a predicted model, not a curated record